Molecule: messenger RNA, 1086 nt
Organism: Fonsecaea multimorphosa CBS 102226
Lineage: Eukaryota; Fungi; Ascomycota; Eurotiomycetes; Chaetothyriales; Herpotrichiellaceae
Exons: 2
Coding region: 1-1086 (361 amino acids)
Biological process (GO): basic amino acid transmembrane export from vacuole
Cellular component (GO): fungal-type vacuole membrane
Source: RefSeq, a predicted model, not a curated record
AUGGCGUCGCUUGUCGUCAGUCUUUUGUCCAGCUCGCCUUCCCCUUCCAACGGCGGCAUCCCCCUGACCACGCGCGAAGCCUUCUCUGGCAUCUUCGGCUCGAUUUCUUUGGCCUGCUGGAUUUUCUUGUUGGUGCCGCAGCUGAUUGAAAACUACCGCAAUGGUUCCGCUGAGGCCAUCUCCCUCGCCUUCAUUUUUGUGUGGUUCUUGGGGGAUAUUGCGAACCUCGCGGGCGCGCUGUGGGCAGGGCUCGUGCCUGUGGUGGUGGCCAUCGGGGUCUAUUUCUGUAUUGCGGAUGGAGUGUUGAUCGGGCAGUGUCUGUAUUAUGGGAUUGUGAACAAGAGGAGGGAAGGCAAGCGCUUGCUCGAUGUGCGCGCGUCCGGGUCUACGGCCAGCGAUGGGGGUGAGAGAGCCGAUGGCGAGAGAAGCGCACCCGACGGAGAGCGGUCGAGGGAAGGGAGCUCGGAAGAGGAACCCCUCCUCAAGCGCACCCGCACAAACAGCAUGACAAUACCGGGAUCUAUGGACAGGCGACGAAGCAGUGUCCGCCGACGGAGCAGCUUGGCCGCCCACCCGCAGGACUCGCUAUCCAAGAUUCUGGAGGAGAGCGACGACUCCGGCACGAGGCUCUGGUUCAGAAAUGCAAUGAGCGUGCUGGCGAUUGGCGUUGUGGGGGCUGCUGGGUGGGCGUUGGCCUACGAGUCCGGCGCAUGGAAGCCAUCCCCUACGUCUGGAGGUGGUGACGAGGAGGAACCGAUGGCGGCGGGCGCACAGGUGCUGGGGUAUCUCAGCGCCGUGGCGUACUUGGGCGCUCGGAUACCGCAGAUUAUCAAGAAUGCGAGGGAUCGGAGUUGUGAAGGCCUCUCGCUCCUGUUCUUCAUCCUCUCCCUAAUGGGCAACCUUACCUACGGCGCAGGCAUCCUCUGCCACUCGACGGAACACAGCUAUGUCGUCAAGAAUCUGCCCUGGUUGAUUGGCAGUCUGGGCACCAUGGUCGAAGACAUCACCAUCUUUAUCCAGUUCCACGUAUAUAAGGUGAAAAAGGAGGAGGAUCAUUCGGAUUCACCAGAACAUGCGGUGAUUUGA